UAAAGGAGCCGAGGCCUAGCCACUAAGAGGAAACUCAGCAGAAGACUACGGGCCCACAGACGCUUGGAGUGACCCGACGCCACUGCCAGGGGACACUCUGCUCCCACUGCACGCGACAGCCACGACCGACUCCCGGGCUGGGUGCCGGGGACCCAGGACUGUGCAGAGGAAACCCGCUUUCCCGCCCCGAGAGAGCAGAGCGGCGCGGGAAGCCAGGCCCCGCCCCCGGCCCACCUCUUCCGCUCGGCCCUGAGGAGUCUGCGCGGCCGCGGGACCCCUUCCGACGCGGCCACGUUGCCCGGUGAGCCAGCCCGCGGCGCCCGGUUCCCGACUCCCCUCGGCUCGGCUCUCAGCCGGGCUCCGGGGCCCAGGCCUCCUCCCCGUGCUGUCGGUGAGGAGCAGCUGUGCGGGGACGGGUCUGGCCGCCCGAGAGCUCCGCGCGCGUCUGCGAUCCCCGCGCCGGAGGCCCCGCCCCGCUCCGGAGCCGAGAAGCGGAGCGAGCGCGCUGAGCUCCGACAGAGCUCGGCUCCGGGCUCAUGCCCUGCGGCCCAGCCGGCCCGCGCCAUGGCCUCCGGGAGCGUGGCCGAGUGCCUGCAGCAGGAGACCACCUGCCCCGUGUGCCUUCAGUACUUCGUGGAGCCUAUGAUGCUCGACUGCGGCCACAACAUCUGUUGCGCGUGCCUGGCCCGCUGCUGGGGUGCCGCGGAGACUAACGUGUCGUGUCCGCAGUGCCGGGAGACCUUCCCGCAGCGCCACAUGCGACCCAACCGGCACCUGGCCAACGUGACCCAGCUGGUGAAGCAGCUGCGCACCGAGCGGCCGUCGGGGCCCGGCGGCGAGAUGGGCGUGUGCGAGAAGCACCGGGAGCCUCUGAAGCUGUACUGCGAGCAGGACCAGAUGCCCAUCUGCGUGGUGUGCGACCGCUCGCGCGAGCACCGCGGCCACAGCGUGCUGCCCCUGGAGGAGGCGGUGGAGGGCUUCAAGGAGCAAAUCCAGAACCGACUGGACCACCUAAGAAGAGUGAAAGACUUGAAGAAGAGACGGCGGGCACAGGGGGAGCAGGCCCGAGCUGAGCUUUUGAGCCUGACUCAGAUGGAGAGGGAAAAAAUUGUCUGGGAGUUUGAGCAGCUCUAUCACUCGUUGAAGGAGCAUGAGUACCGCCUGUUGGCUCGCCUUGAGGAGCUCGACUUGGCCAUCUAUAACAGCAUCAACGGGGCCAUCACUCAGUUCUCCUGCAACAUCUCCCACCUCAGUGGCCUGAUUGCCCAACUGGAAGAGAAGCAGCAGCAGCCCACGCGGGAGCUCUUACAGGACAUUGGAGACACACUGAGCAGGGCUGAAAGAAUCAGGAUCCCUGAGCCCUGGAUCACACCCCCAGAUCUACAAGAGAAAAUCCAUAUUUUUGCCCAAAAAUGUCUGUUUUUGACAGAAAGUCUAAAACAGUUCACAGAAAAGAUGCAGUCAGAUAUGGAGAAGAUCCAAGAGUUGAGAGAGGCUCAGUUAUACUCAGUUGAUGUAACCCUGGACCCAGACACAGCCUAUCCCAGUCUGAUUCUUUCUGAUAAUCUUCGGCAAGUACGGUACAGUUACCUCCAGCAGGAUCUUCCAGACAACCCUGAGCGAUUCAAUCUGUUUCCCUGUGUCUUGGGCUCUCCAUGUUUCAUCGCUGGGAGACAUUACUGGGAGGUAGAGGUGGGAGAUAAAGCCAAGUGGACCAUAGGUGUCUGUGAAGACUCGGUGUGCAGAAAAGGUGGGGUGACCUCAGCCCCCCAGAAUGGAUUCUGGGCAGUGUCAUUGUGGUAUGGGAAAGAAUAUUGGGCUCUUACAUCCCCAAUGACUGCACUACCCCUGCGGACCCCUCUCCAGAGAGUAGGGAUUUUCUUGGACUAUGAUGCUGGUGAGGUUUCCUUCUACAAUGUGACAGAGAGAUGCCAUACCUUUACUUUCUCUCACGCUACCUUCUGUGGGCCAGUCCGGCCCUACUUCAGCCUAAGCUACUCGGGAGGGAAGAGCGCAGCUCCUUUGAUCAUCUGCCCUAUGAGUGGGAUUGAUGGGUUUUCUGGCCAUGUUGGGAAUCAUGGUCAUUCCAUGGAGACCUCUCCGUGAGGAAGUGAACGUAGACCACAAGUGCUGUUGCCUGUAAUCCUACCCCAGGCACAAGGGAUCUUGUCCUGAUUCCUGUCCAUCAAAAUUGGGUGUCCUUACCAUUUCCGUGCCCCUACAGUGAGAGACAAGAUGUCCAUCCAUGGUCUCUACUGCAUUUUCCCUUCCCUUGCAGAUUGUGAGAUGUAAUGAAAAGUAUUGCUAUUUCCCAGAAAUAAAAACUAGAUUCCUCCUGUGUUUCAUACGUUUUGUUUUUGUUAUGACUGAAGGACAUAAAAGAAUAGGAUUUGGAUUUGGAGACCCACUUUCCAGAAUCUUGUCCUGGCUUCUCUUCAUGUGGAUCACAAUACGGAAAGUAUGAGCCAAAUAAAACCAUUCCUCCCCAGGGGGCUUUUGUCAGUGUUUGUCAUAGCAAGAGAGACACAACUUAAGGUGCCAGAUUCGUAAGCUAUUGCUAUGAUAGACUGACCUUGUUUUGCAAAGGAUUUUGGAAGUGUUUGUAACUUUGGUUUGGAAAUUAAGAGUGUUGAGAAAUGCAGAUGAUAAACUUAGGAAGUUUCAGGGGGGAACAAAGACUGGGUAAUUUUGUACUAUAUUUGAAUUAAGAAUGUGUGGUUUCUGCACAGCUGGGGCUGAAGAAUUGACUGUGAAUAACAAGACACCAAUACCACUGACGUGAAACUUGUUUUUCUACAACAGUCAAUGCUGGUUACCUGGGGCUAAAGAAUCAACUAAUUAACAGAAGGCCGGCACUAUUGAGGUGAAAUCUAGGAAGUAUUUCCUCAGGGUCAGCACACAAAAGUAGUGGUCCAGAGAGGGCCAAGACUGCAUCUUGGGCCUGGUCUAUUUAAAAAGUCUCCAGUAAGCAGUGGUCCUCUGGUAAUCCUUCAGUUCCUGCCUCCUGGUUCCAGCCCUGAGCGCCUGCCCUGGUAUCUAUCACUCAGUGAUAGGCUGUAAUAUGGAAGUGUAAUCCAAAUAAACCCUUUCCUCCCCAGGGUGCUUUUUUGGUCAGUAUUUUACCAUAACAGUAGAGAGCAAACUGAGACAUUUCUGGACCAUGUCUCCUUUUUAAGAACUCAGGAUGGAUAACAAGACUGUUGAAAUGACACACACACCCUUCUCAUUUUUCUUUCAUGAAAUGGUACCUCUACUCUGUUUUGUUUUUUUGUUUUUGGUUUUUUCGAGACAGGGUUUCUCUGUGUAGCCUUGGCUGUCCUGGAACUCACUUUGUAGACCAGGCUGGCCUCGAACUCAGAAAUCCGCCUGCCUCUGCCUCCCGAGUGCUGGGAUUAAAGGCGUGUGCCACCACGCCCGGCUUUUUUGUUUUGUUUUGUUUUUUUGUUUUUGGGAUACCUCUACUCUGAUUGUAUCCAUAAAUAUGGCCUAGUUUUGGUUACAGUUAUUUUACAUUAAUGGUGAAAAAUGACUCUGCCUAUGUAGUGACAUAAAAUUUAACUGGUGUCUCUGCCUAGGUGACUUUCUAAUGGCUUUGCUCCCUUCAUUCUGUUGAAAGGUCUCUCUUGGUGCUAGGUGCAUAUAUCUAAGAUAAUCCUUGGAGUGUUUGUGAGCUAGAGGUGUUUAGGUAGUAGUGACUGUAUCCUUUUGGGAUCAGCUGUACCAUUAGAGGCCUUUGGAGGGAGAAGCUAUAAUCACUUUGAGCAAGCCCUACCAUGGUUCUUAGCCCUGCUUCCUUUUGGGUACAUGCCUUGCUGUGUUUACCACCUAAAAGUGAGGUGGACUAACGUCUCAUUUGCAAUAGCCAACUUUAUUUAGUGUUGGACAAUUUAUACUCUUGGGGAUUUAAGAAGGUUUACAUUGAGUGAACUGUACAAUCUCAAGGACAAGUCACAUGUGCCAAGAAACACUUUUUUCCAUACAGGCACAUAAAUGGAUAACAAUAACCAGUUGUAAUUAAUAAUCUCUAAACUUGCUCCUAUCUGAUACACCUGGGAAGAAUGUGGAAACUCAUUCUAAGUCCAUGAUUUUGAAGAAACUGAGGUUACAAGACUGGUCUUUUUUUUCUUGGGGUUUUCUCACAAGCACUCGAUUCCUCUUGCAUGACUCCUUCCCAACACUAAAAAUAAAGUGAAUAUGUUUGUGU
Messenger RNA from Mus musculus (house mouse), 4204 nucleotides. RefSeq names its product tripartite motif-containing 27 (gene Trim27). Gene Ontology annotation, cellular component: PML body; cytosol; early endosome. The record is from RefSeq and is marked validated. The transcript has 8 exons. The coding region runs from base 565 to 2106 and encodes 513 amino acids. Lineage: Eukaryota; Metazoa; Chordata; Mammalia; Rodentia; Muridae. Gene Ontology annotation, biological process: negative regulation of transcription by RNA polymerase II; regulation of tumor necrosis factor-mediated signaling pathway; negative regulation of autophagy. Gene Ontology annotation, molecular function: phosphatidylinositol 3-kinase inhibitor activity; ubiquitin-protein transferase activity; ubiquitin protein ligase activity.